UAACAGGGAAACUGCUUCCACACGUCCACCAGCUUGCAGAAAAUGCCACAAAUUGCAGAGCUUUCCGAUUACAUUUAGGACUCUACGUUCUACACUACUGUCCGAAGAAAGAAAUGGUUGGCUCUAGUGUUUCCACCCACUUUUUUUCUCUCUAUUUAAAUCAUUUGUCUGAUCUUACUAUCCUCGCAAUUCAUCAUCUAUAUUGGUCUCUCCAUCCAUAGCUCUCUUUUCUAAUUUCCACAGGAAUAUAUUAUAUAUAUAAUAGCUGUAGAAAUGGAGAGCCAAGACAAUAACAAGGUGAGUGGUAGUGUUGAUGGAAUAGGUGGGAGCAAAGGGGGAGUGGGGAUGUCAACAAAAGUGAGCAUCUGUGACUUGAUUCUGAGGGUUUUGGCACUGCUGCUAACACUUGCAGCUGCCAUAGUUCUUGGGGUGGAUAAGCAGACUAAGGUUGUUCCAUUUCAGUUCACACCAACCUUACCUCUUGUCAAUGUUGAAGCACAUGCUAAGUGGCAUUACUUGUCUGCCUUUGUGUACUCCAUGGUGGCAAAUAUAAUAGCAUGCUCAUAUGGUGCAAUUUCUUCGCUCAUUUUGCUGGGAACCCUAUAUAGAAAGACAGGAUUGGUCCAAAUUAUAACUGUCUUCGAUCUGGUGAUGGUUGGAUUGCUGUUUUCUGCCAACGGAGCUGCCUUGGCCAUUGGUCUUAUGGGCUACAAAGGGAACUCCCACGUUCAAUGGAACAAAGUUUGCAAUGUUUUCGACAAAUUCUGUGACCAAGCUGCAAUUUCUAUUGUUCUGUCUUUAGUUGGUUCAUUGGUCUUCAUGGCUUUGGUAGCCGUCGCUGUUCUCACCUUCCAUAAGAGAUUUGCAAGUAGAAAUUAAAUGAGUUCAUGUUUUAUAUUUGUUAGGAAAAAUAAAAUUAUGUGAAAAAAAACUUAUUAUUUAUAUUGAUUAUUACUAUAUGGGUUUAUAUUAAUUAUUAUGGAUUUGCUCUGCUAGCUCUUCUUUGUCUGGAUUUUAUUUUCGUUUUUAUUUUAGAUAAUAGUGUGAACAACACAAAAUAAUUGCAAUAAACAGAGGGCAAACUCAAUCCAAAACUUGAGACUCUGAUUUUUAGGUUGUGGACUGCGAGGGCGAUGUCAGUGAGCAGAAACUGUCCUGCAAAUGGGACCCCUCACUUCUUACCAGGUUCUUAACUGUAGUACAAUAUAUAGUAUUCAUGACAA
Messenger RNA from Durio zibethinus, 1223 nucleotides. RefSeq names its product CASP-like protein 1E1. NCBI's taxonomy places the organism in Eukaryota, Viridiplantae, Streptophyta, Magnoliopsida, Malvales, Malvaceae. The record is from RefSeq and is a predicted model, not a curated record.